Molecule: messenger RNA, 1162 nt
Organism: Phaeodactylum tricornutum CCAP 1055/1
Lineage: Eukaryota; Bacillariophyta; Bacillariophyceae; Surirellales; Neidiaceae
Exons: 3
Coding region: 1-1122 (373 amino acids)
Biological process (GO): proton motive force-driven ATP synthesis
Molecular function (GO): proton transmembrane transporter activity
Source: RefSeq, a predicted model, not a curated record
AUGGGGGCUGCCUCUACGAAGUACGGAGUCUGUCCACAGGCCGCUUUCCACAUCCGGGUUCAAAUUGACCAAUUCGAAUCGAAAUGGCUCACGUCGGAAUGUCGUCAUCGAAGAUCGCCGCUUGCCGACGACUGGACUCCCCCGGGGAAAACGACAGCAGCACGCGAACAAAAAACACCCCGUCAAGCACAACGGAAUAGAGCGACUGGAAACGUGUCGACCAUGUUCCGUGCAGUGACUUCUUCCGCGGCGCGGCGAACAGCCCAAAAGUUGUCUUCCUCUUCGUCUAGAGGCCUUCCGGGAUGUGCAGUUCCUCGUGUGGAAUUCCACGCCAGUGCCAAGCGUGAGGAAGAUGCCAAGGCGACUCCCGCACCCGUGGAAGAAAAGAAGGGCUUUUGGGAUCCAUCCUACAGCAUCCCGCUCGGUAUCGCACUAGCAGUACCCGUACUGAAAUACGAGUGGUACAUAGUCAACGAAGAAACCCAGCUAGCGGCCUGUAUGAUGGCGUUUUCCUUGAUUGUGUACAAGCAGUUCGGUGGUGUCAUUUACGAAGCCCUGGAGCAAGAUGGCAAGCGUAUCCUCGCCGAGCACAACGCUGUGGAAGACGAAGAUAUUGCCGCACUGGAAUUCAAGAUCAACGACGUCAAGGCUCAGUCUCAAAUUGUCCAAGAUGCCGAAGACAUCAAGGCCCUCAAGAUUCAAACGUACCAAAAGUUGAACGAAGUUGGAAAAAUCAAGCCACAGUACGAAUUCAAGAGCCAGAUUGAAAAAUUGCUGUCCCUGAUGGCGACGGAAGAAGCCAACAUGACCGAAAAGGCCAAGGCUGCGCUCAUGCUGGAAGCCACAGACGCCGUCAAGGCCGACUUUGCCACGUCCAAGGAGCUCAAGAAGAGUUCUCUGCAAGGUGCUAUUGCGACGCUCAAAGGAGCGGCGGACAAGUCGGAUCCCGUCAAGGAUGCUUAUCUCAAGUUUUUCCGGGCCAAGGCCAAGUCGACGGUUGACGAAAAGGCCGAAGCGGCCGCCGCUCGUGAACAAAUGAUCACCAAGCUCAACGCUGUCGCUCGUUCGGAAGGUUUCUUUUUUGAAUUCGAUGCUUCCGGCAAGCCCAAGAUGAUUGUGUAAGCCUAAUAUUAUUCUUUGAAAGAGCAUUUUCUCGUAAAAA